CAAUACUAUAACAAUUAUAAAACCAUGAUGGCCGACACUGCAACAAUACGUCAACAAUGUAAAAAAGCAUAAUGGCCGAUGGCAGCAACAAUUGGAAAAGUAUAAUGGCCGACAAUAGUAACAAUACGGUAACAAUGAAAAAAAUUAAUGGCCGACCAAUUACAAUAAGGUUAAAUAAUUGGGUAAGAGUUAUAUAAUAUUGGUUGAAAAUAAAAAUUGGUGCUGUACACCAUUUCAAAAGCUUCUAAUAUUAGUAUUGUGUUUCUUAUAUAACAAAAGUUUAAAACAAAAUGACAACAGUUUUAAUUGGUAGUGUCAGGUAGAGUAGUCUGAAAGUGUGGUUAUGGUCUAUGUUAAGCAUAGUUAAUUAUGGGAAAUCUCUAAUUUUUAAUUUUUUUGAAAAAUAUGUCGAGUACUUAUUGAAUUAUUGAAAAAUGAUUUACACUAUUUCGAAAACUAUAUUAGACGUUCAUAAAUAUGCGUUCACAGGGGUUUUAGUAAAGCCCUUCAGGAUAUGGAAACUUCAGUACUCUGAAAGAGCUGUAGAUGUGAAUACAAAGGUUGCAAAAGAUGUUAUUCUGUACAAGUAUGACAACCCAAAAUUUUAUAAAUAUUUAAACAUCUUUGCAAUAUGCCAGUUUGGAUUUUGGAAUUACUUGUCUGUUUUUGCACUUCAAACUUUAAGAGAUGCACCAGUUUCUCCUUCAGAAAAUGCAGCUUGGUGGGAAAAAAUUAAUUUAGGAGAAAAUAAAUAUAGAAAUACUUUAAGUGUCCUUGCAUUUACAAUUGGCUGGGGCAUUUUAACUGUUUCUUGGAUGUUUACGUUAAGGACUGUAAGGUACUUAGUUUUACAUAAAGGCGGAGAAAAGGCCACUAUCGUUACUUAUGGCCCGUUUGGAAAAAAUAGAAUGUUUACUUUAGACCUUAAUAAUAUUAAUUGUAAGGGAAGUCGUCAAACUACAAGUUCAACACUGCCUUUAAAAGUUAAAGGACAUUAUUUGCAUUAUAUGGUAGAUUCAAGAGGGGAAUUCCGUAAUCCAUCCCUAUUUGAUCACACAGUUGGCUUAAAAAGAUGGAUUUCAAUGGGAAUUGAAAUGUGACAUUGAAUCAAUUGACAGAUGAAAAAAUUAUUGACAUGUUUUAUACAAGAGAAAAAC
Molecule: messenger RNA, 1157 nt
Organism: Agrilus planipennis (emerald ash borer)
Lineage: Eukaryota; Metazoa; Arthropoda; Insecta; Coleoptera; Buprestidae
Product: transmembrane protein 223
Exons: 3
Coding region: 435-1100 (221 amino acids)
Biological process (GO): nervous system development
Cellular component (GO): mitochondrion
Source: RefSeq, a predicted model, not a curated record